This is a messenger RNA of Halteromyces radiatus, 1543 nucleotides long. RefSeq lists its product as uncharacterized. Bases 281 to 1465 code for a protein of 394 amino acids. The transcript has 2 exons. NCBI's taxonomy places the organism in Eukaryota, Fungi, Mucoromycota, Mucoromycetes, Mucorales, Cunninghamellaceae. The record is from RefSeq and is a predicted model, not a curated record.
AAAAAAAAAAAAAAAGAUCUGCAAAAACCGUUUAAAACCGUUUAAAACCGUUCGGGGUUUGAACAGUUUUUUGAUAUUCUUGUUCCUGCUCCUUUUUUUUUUUUCCCCACAGUUGCCAUGGCCGUAAAAACACUGGUUUCUUUGAAGUACUGCUGUCAUGUUUGUUCUAGGCAACUAAGCGAACCACGUUAUCUGCGCAGUCACCUCAUUACAGUGCACCAGAUUGACCUACCGAAAAUGCCCAGAGGAAGACAGCGUUUCGAAACGGAUCAAUACGCGUAUGUGCAAAAGGUCGGCAAUAAUGCACACGAAAACAUCAAUGAACACUUUGGUUGCCCUUCUUGCCUCAGUCACUACGACAACAUGGAUAAGUUACGACGUCAUAUUGAAAACGAGCAUUUGCAACAAAACACGAAAUGGUGAUCAACAACGACCAAAAAAACGACCACGCGAAAAAACAGUGCAUAUUGGCAUGAGCAACAGAAACAUUGUUACUUUUUCGUCAACGACUUAUUUGUAUGAACAAAAUACUCCCAAGUUUCCGCAAAAAUUCAUUGAUGACGUUCGACCGAUCGUUUCAAUUGACACAGCUCUCGCUGAGCAAUCGACGUUGGCAACCCUCAAUGCAUUCCAUCAUGCACGUUCGUUUCUCAUGGCUGCUUUGGACCAAGAUCAAGAACAAUUAGCUACAUGGUUGUGGACACAGAAACAACAUGAUAUAACAUCUCGAGAAGCCAAGUUACUGAAUAUGAUGAAAUUCAUUUUGAUCAACUUCGUCGACAACUGUACAGCAACACCAAUAUCAAUAUUGAACAACACUUCAACAGCACGAAAGGAUUACGAAAGAACAUGGUGGGUACGACGUGUGGUGCCACUGUUUCAAACGUUUGGGAAUCAAACGGGCCUGCUUAACUUUGAUUGGUGCGAAUGCGAAACGACUCACCACGCUCUGGAAGAAAUGGAUCUUACAAUUUGGGAAAAAGGUUCAUCACGCUUUGCAGAUGGAUUGGGAUACGAUUGGAACGCGAAUGAACGACUCGUGAUGGAAGGAUCGUGUGGCCAGCAUAGAGAAUCAGUAUCGAAAACUGUCGAUGACAGUAUUAAGCAACUCAGCAGCAUGAUUGCAAUGUUAAAGGGCAUCGCCAACAUCCAUCUUAAUGCUAGAUUUGACACCAUGCUACGAACAAAAAUAUUUGGCGUGCAAUCUAUCAAAACAUCCAUCGUCUUAUCAGAGGUUCAAUUUGAUGAGAAUGCAAAAUUCAGUUACCGUCAAGUGCGCAAGGCCGAAAUUCCCACCUCAUAUAAGCAAAGGAACAAAUGGCUGCGAGUCUUUGAAUUGCUGGCAUAUCUAUUUGUGGCAUUGGAUGAUCAAGUCGUCAAUAUGAAACAACUGGAUGAUGAAGAAGAUGGUGCAGUCAAUAUUCCACCUCAGGAUACAGUGCGUCACAAAUGCUUAUCAGUAUAGUCUUCGCGUAGUCUUCUCAAUUAGUAUCUCUGCAAUAAAAAAAAUGAAGUGCCUUUUUUUUUUUUUUUUUUUUUUUUU